This is a messenger RNA of Acanthosepion pharaonis, 687 nucleotides long. The record is from the annotation of a GenBank genome assembly. Lineage: Eukaryota; Metazoa; Mollusca; Cephalopoda; Sepiida; Sepiidae.
AUGCAUUUCACUAACUUGUGCGCCUUUUCUCUCUCUCUCUCUCUCUCUCUCUCUCUCUCUCUCUCUCUCUAUCUAUCUAUCUAUCUUUCUCUCUCCCGCUAUCUUUUUCUGAUAAUAUCUAUCUAUCUAUCUAUCUAUCUAUCUAUCUAUCUAUCUACAUAUCUGUGUGUCUGUUUGCCUUUCUGUCAUUCUGCCUCAAACUUCUGUUCACAUCUAUCUAUUUCCCAGUCUAUUCAUAUCUAUCUAUCUAUCUAUCUAUCUAUCUAUCUAAUCUAUUUAUUUUCUGUUUAUCUAUCUAUCUAUCUAUCGAUCUAUCUAUCUAUCUAUCUAUCUAUCUAUCUAUCUAUCUAUCUAUCCACUCUCUUAAUAUCUACCUGUCUGCAUGUCUAUCUCUUUAUUUACUUUUCUUUCUCUAUCUAUGAAACAAAUACACUAUUGCAUAUUGCUUUUCUGCAUCUAUAUAUCUAUAGAAUCUUCUUUUCUGUUUUCUUUAUCUAUCUAUCUAUCUAUCUAUCUAUCUAUCUAUCUAUCUAUCUAUCUAAGUCUGUUCCUAUCGUUUCAUCUACCAAACUAUUUCUUUAUUUCCUUUCUUUUACUGUGUUGAACAAAUUUGUCGUUGCAACUUGCUUUUCAUCUAUCUAUCUAUCUAUCUAUCUAUCUAUCUAUCUAUCUAUCUAUCUAAUCUAA